Rotaria sp. Silwood2 is the source of this 753-nucleotide messenger RNA. Lineage: Eukaryota; Metazoa; Rotifera; Eurotatoria; Philodinida; Philodinidae. The record is from the annotation of a GenBank genome assembly.
AUGGCGAAUCUGUGUUUGAUUCAUCUAAAUGUGGCAAUUGCAGUAAAAACAUCUGGUUUCAGUUGGGUCACAACAACUACUGCCACUGGGUUCCCAACAGUUGCGACCAGUGGAAGUCAAUUCCCAACAUCAUCCCCUUCUACGCCAUCAUUUUAUAAAAUAAAUAUUCUAUUGGCACGAAGUGUUCAGCUGCAAGCUACUUCAUCACCAAGUGACUAUUCCACAAAAAUAACUUGCGAUGAUCCCAGUAUUCUUCCUUAUGUUCUAGCAAACGUUACCCAAGAUUCUGUAUUAAUUAUCUCAGCAACAAUCGAUUGUGAUGUUAUUAUUCGGGCCUAUACUUAUCAAGCGAUACAUAUCCAUAGUGUAUCAACAUUAAUCAUGACAGAUUAUUCUUAUAAAGGAUAUCAAUUAAGAUUACUCAGCAUGGGCAAUUCACAGAUUCAAAUAUCCAAUAUUGCCUAUGAUUUAGCAGAAUUUAUCUUCCUGGGCAAUAGUACAACGAAAUUAAGUGGGAAUAUCGGCAAAUUAACGGUCGUUAAUCGAGGCAAAGGAUCUGUUGAUGCAACUAGUACAGCAACACCAAGUAUCAAUGCUACUUUGACGGGCGUUGGUUCACUUCAAGUGAAAUCAACAGCUAAUAUGAAUUUAAUUGUUGGCGGAACGGGUAUUUUAACCUGGUGUUCACCAAAAGUCCAAAUGGAUGUGACAUUGGAUAUCUAUAGAAAGAAAAAUAUCCUCUAUCAAUGUUAA